Penicillium manginii is the source of this 942-nucleotide messenger RNA. RefSeq names its product Dehydrogenase multihelical. Gene Ontology annotation, molecular function: oxidoreductase activity, acting on the CH-OH group of donors, NAD or NADP as acceptor; NAD+ binding. Bases 1 to 942 code for a protein of 313 amino acids. Lineage: Eukaryota; Fungi; Ascomycota; Eurotiomycetes; Eurotiales; Aspergillaceae. Gene Ontology annotation, biological process: fatty acid metabolic process. The record is from RefSeq and is a predicted model, not a curated record. The transcript is spliced from 3 exons.
AUGGCUUCUACCUCUAUCAAAACAGUCGGUGUGAUCGGCACUGGCAUUAUUGGUGCGAGCUGGACAGCACUAUUCCUCGCAAAAGGCCUGCGAGUGAUCGUGACUGAUCCAGCACCAGGAGCUGAAUCCAAACUCCAUGAAUACCUGAAGAAGAACUAUUUGGCGAUACCGAACAAAAUAGCCACACCAGAAAAGUACUUGAAAAAUUUGACAUUUGUCAAAGAUAUCGACCCUUACCUGGGAGAGCUUGAUUUGAUACAAGAAAACGGACCAGAGAGGUUGGACUUCAAGCGUCGCCUCUUCGCUCAUUUGGAUGCACAUACACCAGAACAUGUGCUGAUUGCAUCUUCCUCAUCCGGUCUUCCAUCGUCGGAAUUUGUGACAGACUGCGAGAGAAAAGCAUCCCGGAUAUUGAUUGGGCAUCCCUUCAAUCCACCACACUUAAUACCCUUGGUGGAGGUAGUUCCCCAUCCCAAAACAGGCGAUGCAUAUGUAACCGCUGCUUGCGAAUUCUAUCGCAGCCUGGGAAAAGAUCCGGUUGUUGUCAAAAAAGAAACACCUGGCUUUAUUGCAAACCGUCUUCAGGCCGCUGUUUGUGCCGAGGCUUACAGUCUUAUUUUCAGAGGCAUCAUUUCUGCUGAGGAUCUUGAUAAAACCAUGACAUCUGGUUUAGGUCUGAGAUGGGCGUUCUCGGGCCCGGUAAUGACCAACUCGCUUGGUGGCGGUGGUGACUUUGGUCAUUUCAUGGACCACCUGGGUCCGGCUUUGAAGUCUUGGUUAGACGAUAUGCAAAAGCAUCAAUUUGACAUGGGUUCAAUGACCGCGAAAGAGACUUUGAAGGGUAAGGUAGAUGAGUGGGUAUCUCAUGUCGAUAUAGAGAAGACGGAAAAGGAUCGAGAUACAUUCUUGACAGGGCUUAUUAGUGCCCGAUCGGAAAUUUAA